Messenger RNA from Bursaphelenchus xylophilus (pine wood nematode), 7937 nucleotides. The record is from the annotation of a GenBank genome assembly. Lineage: Eukaryota; Metazoa; Nematoda; Chromadorea; Rhabditida; Aphelenchoididae.
AUGUCGGCACUGGAGAGGUUGAAGAAGUUGGAGCGGUUGUAUUUAUGUGGAGCCCCUUACGAUUCCUCAUUGUCAUUGGAGACGUUGUUAGACUCCUUAGUCUGCCUCUACGAUGAAUGUUGCAAUUCAACACUUAGAAGGGAGAAAUCAAUCGCUGAAUUUGUGGAUUAUGGCAAGUUUUUUUUAUUUGUGUUAGUUUUUAGGUAUGUUGUUUCUCAAAAAGUGGCUUCUAUAUUAUUCGAACUGGGUUUUGAUGGUUAUUUGAGUCUAUAUUGACUAUAUUUUUAGUGAGGCCGACGGUGAACCAGGUAAAGGCUCUUCGACUGUCGAGAGAAGACUUUGACGUCCUCAAGGUUAUUGGACGGGGAUCUUUUGGAGAAGUUGCUGUUGUUAAAUUGAAGAAUACUGAUAAAGUAAGUCCCUACUUUCCAUGCUCUGUACAAACUUUAUUAAAUUCUCUUUUUUGGAGAAUAUUGGUUUUACUUUAAUGAAUAACAUAUGUUUUUUAGGUGUUUGCCAUGAAGAUCCUGAACAAAUGGGAGAUGCUAAAGAGGGCCGAGACGGCUUGCUUCAAAGAAGAACGCGAUGUGAUGGUUUUUGGCGAUCGGCAAUGGAUCACCAACAUUCAUUUUGCUUUCCAAGAUGAGAAGAACCUCUAUCUUGUAAUGGAAUAUUACGUUGGUGGCGAUCUGCUAACCUUGUUGUCCAAGUUCGAAGUCCGUCUGCCCGAAUCCAUGACUCGUUUCUAUGUGGCGGAGAUGAUUUUGGCGAUCGAUUCUGUUCAUCAACUCGGCUAUGUGCAUCGCGACAUCAAACCCGACAAUAUCCUGCUGGACCGGUCCGGGCACAUAAAGCUGGGCGACUUUGGAAGUUGUUUGAAGAGACUGCCCGAUGGGACGGUCAGAGCCACGACAGCCGUGGGAACGCCGGACUACAUCUCGCCCGAGACGUUGCGAGCCGUGGAAAGCGGGCAUGAGACGUACGGUGCGGAGUGCGACUGGUGGUCGCUGGGAAUCUGCAUGUAUGAGAUGCUCUUCGGCGAGACUCCAUUUUACGCUGACAGCUUGGUCGACACCUACGGCCAGAUCAUGAAUCACGAGGUGAGAAUUUUUCGGAUGGACAAGAAGAGUAUUUAUUUUACGGAUUGCAAAGUUUUGAGGAGCGUAAAUGGCUUAUAAAGUUGAGUGGAGUAAUAACCCCCGUUUCAGCAAAUGUUUGAGUUCCCGGAGGACAUCGAGAUCAGUGAUGCCGCCAAAGAUCUUGUUUCGAAGUUGAUCUGUGCUCGUGAGCAGAGACUGGGAAAGAAUGGCCUCGAGGACUUUAGAAAUCACCCAUUCUUCGAAGGAAUUGAUUGGCAAAACAUCAGGAAUUGUAAGUUUCAAACUAUUUUGUAUUCAUUUUUAAGGCCAUUCGAUGAUUUGCCUCUCUUUUUAGCAACCGCACCUUAUGUUCCAGAAGUUUCGUCCGAGACGGAUACUUCAAACUUUGACGAAUUCGAAAACGAUUUUACCCCGGUGAACACCCAACCGCCGAAUGUUUCUGCCGCUUUCACUGGCCACCAUCUACCAUUUGUCGGCUUCACUUAUACACAUGGGUCUCAGCUGAGUGAUAUGUGCAACUUGGCGGAAGCAACGUUCGCUGAAGGCACUGAGAGCGUCAAGCCUGAAGCGUUGGAACGUCUGGAGAAUGAGCGUAGUGUACUUCAAAAACAAUUGUCUGGAAUUAUGAAUUCAACGAAGGAUGAAGAGUCUGAAACGUUGAUUGCCCAACUGAAAGACGAAAUACAAAUCUUGAAACGGCGGUUGGAAGACGAAGCUAAUCAGGCCAGGCCUCUGAAAGAAGCAAAUGUCGAAGAUUUGGAGAAGAAGGUCAAGGAUUUGAAGGAUAAGAACCGUCAGUUAAUCCUUGAAAAACAGGACUUGCAAAGAGUAAGGACAAUUUUUUGUUUUGUCAUGUUGUUCUUUAGGAACUCGAAGAUAACGCCGAACGCCUUACUACGUUGACCUCGUCGGAAUCUGAGCUGAGUCAGAAAUUGGAUCAGCUGCAGUCUGAACUCAUCCGUGCCGAAGAAUCGCUUGAUGAAGAGAAGAGAAAUAGAAGUCGCUUGGAAUCGGACCUUCAACAUGUUCAAUCCAACCUGAAGAAAAGUCAGGAAGUUGUUGAAAGCCUGGAAAAUGACAAUCAACGCUUGAAGAAGGCCGCCGAAGAAUUCGAAUUGCAAUCAGAACAUCUCUCAAAGGAACUUGAUGCUCAAAGGGUUACUGUUAGUGUUCUCCAAGCAAAACUUGACGUGGAGAGCUCGAAAGGAGACGAAGGCGAAGAAGUUCAACGAUUAAACAACGAGCUGCAACGACUGCAAGAGCAUUUCAACGAACUCCGAACGGCCGAAGAGGUUAAACGCGCGGAGAUCGUAGAAAAUUACAAAAAGGAGGCGGAGGAAUUGCAGACCCGGAUAAAGAGGUUGGUUGUUGAGCACGAGGAACAGCAACAGAGAUUGGAAUCACAAUCUCGAGAGAAAAUUGAGGAUCUGGAAAGCGGAUUAGGCAAAAAGAUCUCGGCUUUGGAAGCAGAGAUCUACUCUUUGAAGCAAGAAAACGCAAAUCUGAAGCAGGACAAUGAGAACUUGGAAAAUAGACUGUAGGAUUAAUUGUUUUGAAAACCGUUUUUUAAGAUCUUUGGUAUUUAUUCAAUUGUUCGCAUUUUUAGCCAGCACGCUCUCCCACAAUUCAGUCAAGAGGAGAUGGAGGAGCUGCUUCGAAUGGUCAGCGACGAAAAGGAAGCCCGCGAACACUUGCAAGGCCUCGCCACUCGGCUCGCAACUGACAUGGAGGCCCUGGCUCAGCACUCCAAGUCCCCGUCGACCCCAACGAAUGGACAGAAACAAAACAUAUACUCGAAUAGUCCGUAUGGAACAAGUGACAAGGCAUGGGGCUCGAGAAGGAUGACCAAACAGGCCAAAUAUGGAAGAUUUGAAGCACAGCAACAAUUAGAGGCCGAGAUCAGAGCAAAACAACAAUUACAAGAAGAGCUAAGGAAAAUGCGCGCGAAGUACGACGAAAUGGAGAAGAAUUUACAUGUUACGCGGAGAAAGGUAUUUUCUGUAAAUUCAAUCUGAUUUUGUCUUCUGAGUUUAGGUACAAGAGUUGGAGCGGUACGAAAGCGAGUGCCAAGUCCUCCGAGAACGACAGAACUCCGAAUUGAGCCCGGUCGCUGAAAACAACCAUCUAAUUAAUCCCGCCUUCUUCAAUGCCAUUGGACAAGAUUUUUCAUCGAAUUACGGGUCAAUGAGUAAGUCCCCAUUUAGCGACGUUUGAUUUUGUUCAUUCUUUAGGAUCACCGCAAGAUCGCCGUCUUCUGUCGGAUUACGAGAGCCCGGUCACCAGAAAUUCGAAUCUCGCCUACAUUCCCAGGUCUGUUAGUUUCACAACUUGAAAUAUUAGAGAUUUGAAAAUUUUUGAGUGUCCAGUUGGAAGUUAUUGCCUCUGUUUUUUGUUGUUUUUGUUCCAGAAUUUGGGUUUUAGUUUUUAACCAGUAUUUGCAAAAUUUAAAACGGAGUUUUCACCUAUGUUUUUGCUUCCUUUUUUCUUUCAUGUACAUAUUAACAUUGCACAUUUGUUUUAACUUUCACUGUUUUUAAUUUACCCUUGUUUUUUACGAAUAAACACGUCGUUUUGAACGCUUUGUCAACGAGUCUGCAUGUUUUUCCUAUGGCUUGAGUUUGACAUCACUAAUGGAGAUAUCUGUGCCUGUUUUUGUGCUGUGUUUGUUUUUAUUACACUGUAAUUUUGAAAUUUUCAAAGUAAUUUGAUAGUGCCGUCUUAUGGAGGUAGCAACUACAAAUAAUUGUCUAUUCAAAUUAUGGGUUCGGUUUUAAGGUCGCUUUUUUUAGAUUCAAUCUUUUUUUGAUUGUUUCCAAUUACAAUACAAAAUUUUCAGCAAUGCCCCCUCGUAUGAGAACACCUUCUCUUCGGCCAGCCCAAUGGCUUCAUUCUACUCCUCAACGCCGGAGCAACGGGCUCAACCCGUUCAAAAAUCGUAUCCCAAAACACUUCAAUCGAUAAACAAUGCCUUGAAUGGGAAGGGCCAUCGAUUUGCCUACGCCAUUCUUCGAGAACCAACGAAAUGCGGCCUGUGCACAUCGAUUCUCGUCGGAUUGGAUCGACAGGGUAUGUAGUCUGGGAUAUUGGAGUGUUUUUGAAGAAAGACAAGGAAAUCAGAGCGGGGAGUCGGGUUUUCAGCAAAAAGAAGUGUUUAUUUUACAUAUGACUCAAUUGCAUCGGCUUUAGCUUAUGAUUUCCUAUACUUGGACAGAUUUUUCUUUGGUAUUUCUUCCCUCCUAUAUAAAUACAUUGCUAGGCGCAGCCAGUUUUGUCUAUAGCACCAUAUUUUUCUUUCUUCACAGAAAUUUAUAUAUCUGCUUUAGGUAUGACUUGUCAGGAUUGCCACAUCCCCUGUCAUGUCAACUGCGUGUCCAAGAUCUCCUCGGAAUGUCCAGUGCCCGAAGACCAGCGCCGACCUCUCGGAAUCGAUCCGCAAAAAGGAACGGGAACCGCAUACGAAGGCUUCCUCAAAACUCCCAAGCCCGCGGGCAUCAAGAAAGGCUGGCUCAUCACCUAUGUCGUGGUUGGAGACUUCAAACUCUACCUUUACGAUUGUACUUGCGAUAAACAUGGGAAGCCGGUUCAGAUUGAGACCAGCGUUCGACAAGUAUUCGACAUGCGGGAUCCCGAGUUCAAAGUGGACAAGGUCACGGAAAAUGACGCAAUUCACGCCUCAAAGUCUGAACUGCCAAAAAUUUUCAAAGUGAUGUGCUCCCAAGUUCUGUCCCCUCAAAAUGGGAAUGAUACGAUUGGGUCGCAAAGCUCGACCAGCUCCAAUUCCAACCUUCAGAGCCCAUUGAGACAGUACGCCCUUCUGAUGACCGAAACAGAAGCCGAAGCCAAGAAAUGGACGAUUGCGUUGAAUGAAUUGAAGGGACUGGCCUCAAGAAGUGGUUUAGUCAGCAAAAAUGCGUACGGCAUAAAAGAAUUGGUCGACAUGACGGCUCUUCCUCUCUUACGGACAGCUCAUUGCGCUGCCAUAAUUGACCGGCAGAAGUUUGUCAUCGGCUUCCAAGAUUGUGGCUUGAUGUGUGUGGAGUUGGAUAAGGAGGUAAGAAUUAGUUUUUUCGCGCGAUUUGCUAUAAAGAACCGAUUUUUGAUGGCGUUCCCAUGUUCUUUUAGACGAUUACGCCUGUCGGCGGCGAAAAGGAAAACAACAAGCGGUUUGUGGAGAAGGUCGAAUAUGAUCAUGAGGAACAACUUUUAAUCGCUAUUGUGGGCAAUCAAAAAGACCGUCACGUACGUCUCAUCCCCACUGCAGCGUUGGAUGGCCGUGAACUGAAAUGGAUCAAAGUCCCCGAAACGAAAGGCUGCCAUCUGCUUUGUGUGGGACACGGUGCCGAAGGACAACAUCGGACGGAACCAUCGGCCAAUGGCUCGCCCAUCACGACCCAAUCCACCAACCAAACUCCACCUCAUUAUUUUGCAGUUGCGGUCCAGAAAAGUGUGAUUGUCUACGAAAUCAAUCGGUUGGAGAAGCGGCAUCAUCGUCUGAGGGACUUGGCUAUGCCUGCUCUGCCACAGACUAUGAGAAUUAUUGGCGGCCGACUUUAUGUGGGCUAUAUGAGCGGCUUCAGAGUCUGGGAUCUCAUUGAUAACUCGCAAAUUUGUAAGUAAAAUAUAAUUGUUUUCUCAAGAUUUAAUCUUUUUUAGCCUUGGUUAAUCUUGAAGACGGCUCUCUUCAAUUCCUCAAUAAGACCCUCUACGAUGCCCGUCUUCUGAUUCCAAUCGAUGAUACCGAUCUUCCCUCUCAAUACCUACUGGUCUUCAAUAAUAUGGGAGUCUACGUGGACGCGUAUGGCCACAGAUCCCGCGCUCAAGAGCUAAUGUUCCCAUGUAGAGUCGCGGAGAACGGGUUUGCCUAUCAUGCGCCAUACCUUUGUUUGCAUUCGGAUUAUCAGAUCGAUGUGUUCCACGUCCCCAACGGAGAAUGGGUGCAGACAAUAAACUUGAGGAAGUCAAGGCCCUUACAUGAGCAGGGCUUGCUCAGCUUAUGCUAUGUUGCCGACAUGCCUUACUUGGUCUAUCUGAGCGCGUUGAAUGAACGUAAGUGGUGAUUUUUCUUGUCUUUUCGAGCUUAGGCAAACAAUCUUCACUGGUAUCGCCAAAGAAUUAAAAAAUUGCUAGCCAAACGGUUGAGUCGGCCUUAGAAUCUCAAAUACGGAUGAUUUGGCUGCCAAAUAAUCAAUUCGACUGGCUAUUUUCAAAAUUUUUUCAAUUUGCUUGAUUCCAGGCUAUAAGCUUGAUCUGACCGAGAUGAAAAACACCUGUUCGGGUUUUAUUUUUAUCAUUAUAUUGUUGAUUCCAGCCGCUGAAAACCAGCUCUUCGUCCCACCCAAUUGUCAGUCCACGAUCGCAUCCGCCAAAGGAGUGCAGAAGCGGCGAAGAAAGUUUUCGGUGAGGACCAGCCGCGACGACUCCCAAAGCCGAAGCGAUCGCCGCUCAGCGCUCCCGAUUUCCGGGCCCUCAGGCUUUGUGCACGUGGUGCACAUGGGACCUGGCAGUGUUCACGACCUGCAGAACCAUUUGAUGGAUCUGAGGUCGCCAAGUUCGUCCGCGAACACCGCUUCAAACAGCACUCAUAGCUCGGAGAAGGUGGGUUGAAUUCGGGAAAUCGUCUUAGGGGACUUGCCAAGAGUAGUGGUUGUAUACAACGCGGAUUGAAUAUCGUUACGUUUGCCUAUUCUAUCCAUCUUUUGUAAUCCACCUAACUUUUAUCAUAACUUUUCUUCACUAAUUUUCGCUUCAAAUCCCGCUGUUUAGGCCCGGUAUCCGGCCAUUCAAGCCGUCCAACGGUCGGCCAGCGCGUCCGCAACUUCUCAACACGGCCUCGGUGCAGUCAUGCAUCAAUCACAUCCGAAUUACCAUCAUAGCCACCUGAAUCAGCCUCGACCGCUGAGCUCGCAUAGCAGAAAUUCGGAGGGUAAGGAUAUGUACCUUUGUUGUCUAAAUGUUGUUUUCUCGUUUGCUAUUUUCGAUGAUCUCAAAGCUUAGAAUGCAGAGGUAAUCUAUUUAACUCGUUAACAAAAGUACUUGUAUUUUGUUUUUGCUGCUUUUUAGUAUUUUUUUGAGCUUCUCUUACACUUAUACGCGUUACGACAAAGCGUAGAUUAAUGUUAUACGUGUUUAGUUGGAAAUUUUGAAGCGGUUUCAUUAACACAAAACUUUGUUUCAGGAUCAUCAUUGAGCAAAGACUCAAGACAUCGGGAUUCUUCCAUUUCUCAAUCCAAUAUGACCGGUUCUUCGAGUACUUUAGGUUUAAACGAUUCCAUGGAGAGCUAUUAUUUGGUGAGAAUUUUUUUUUUGGCUGGAUGUGGUUGACUAAAAAAAAUUUUUUUUUUUGAUGAAAUGACAUCUUUUUUAAUCGAAAUGACGUUUCUGUAAAAGUAAUGUUGAUAGUAUUGUGUUUCUCAAAUGUCUGUGCAAAAACUUGUACUGAUAAGUUUGCAGUCCGAAGCCGUGUACAAAAACCGUUCCAAAUGCAUCCGGGAACCAUUUUCAUUUCCUCCACAUGUCCUUUUCUAAUUAGGAAUAAACUGUUCUUGGAUAGAAAAAGAGACAUGCAGAGGCUUUGAAAAGAACUCUCAAACGCAUUUCGAACCACUUUCGGGCAUUGGACCUUGUCCGCGUACGUUGCAGCAGAAAUAUUCGGAAUUUUCGUUCCAGGAGCCCAUCUCUUCAACAAGGUCGGCCAACUCGUCCACCCCGAACGCCUCAAAACCGCUGCCACCGCCACCACCCAGUCAGGCCCCACCCCCGGUCCCAACGCCGCUCCCUACGCCACCCUCCUCCGUCCACCCUGGCGCAAACCCAAGCCGAACCACCCCCACCGAAUAA